AUGUCGAAGCGGUUCGAACACGUCUUCCGUCUCCUUGCCCAGAUCAUAUGCAUCCAGUCCCGCGCUCUCGCCGUCCGGAAGACAGACCAGCACAUCCCCCAGCCGGAUGUCGCGCGCCGGCCUUCGCGACAGGUCAGGCAGCCCAAACCAGAUAUUAGGGAAGCGCAGCCACCGAUCCUGUCCCGUACUCUUGGCCUGCCGGUAGCGUCGCUACGAC
Messenger RNA from Truncatella angustata, 217 nucleotides. RefSeq lists its product as uncharacterized. The transcript has a single exon. The annotation marks the transcript as partial. The record is from RefSeq and is a predicted model, not a curated record. NCBI's taxonomy places the organism in Eukaryota, Fungi, Ascomycota, Sordariomycetes, Amphisphaeriales, Sporocadaceae.